Molecule: messenger RNA, 4753 nt
Organism: Nerophis lumbriciformis (worm pipefish)
Lineage: Eukaryota; Metazoa; Chordata; Actinopteri; Syngnathiformes; Syngnathidae
Gene: ktn1
Product: kinectin 1
Biological process (GO): protein transport; microtubule-based movement
Cellular component (GO): endoplasmic reticulum membrane
Molecular function (GO): kinesin binding
Source: RefSeq, a predicted model, not a curated record
UUCGACGUUUGCGCGAUUAUAACUACGGGACGUUUUAAGCGAACGGCGGCUCCUCGUUCGUAAUGUCUGCAUUUAACGCGGCAACGUCCGGUGUGUACGGAGUCUUAAAUCAAGCACUCCCUUCGGUCUGACCCGCCCAGUGAACGGAAGACAGACGUGUGGUUAGCACAAGUGAAGCCAGGCUGUCCUGGGAAGUGAGGAGGCUGUUUGAGUCCGCGGAGAACAACGCCAUUUCACCGCUCAGACAACAGUCCGCUCAAACCACAGAAUGGCGUUGGAUAUCUACGACUCUCAGUACCUGCUCAUCCUAAUCCCUUUACUGGUGGUCGCCCUCCUCUUUAUCUUCUUCAUGCUCUUCACUAAAGAAACAUCUUACGAUGAGGUGCUGGCCCGGCAGAAACGCGACCUUAAGCUGCCUCCAUCCAAGCCAGACUCCCGCAAGAGGAACGACAAGAAGAGUAAGAGUAAGAAAAAAGAGAGUGCCAGUGUGGCUGGUGGAGGGGGCGGCAGCGGUGGUGGAGAGUCAGAAGAGGACCAGGGGGACUUUGAGGUGAUUGAUGGUGCCCAGAGCUCCAUCCUUGAUUUGGUUGAGGAGCCAGAGCCAUUGUCUGCAGCUCCCCCUGAUCCCCCAGCAUCUUCUCCCAAUGUGCCUGUUGCAGCUUCAACAGAGGCUUCUGUUGGUUUGAGGGAAAGAAAGAAGAAGGAGAAAAAGGCAGCAAAGGCCGCCGCCGCUGCUGCUGCUGCAGAAGCCGCUGCAAACAUUGUUGUGUUAGAUACAGCAACAUCUCCCCCACCUGAAGAGCAAGAAGUAAACAGCACAAAGGUGGUCAGCCACAAAGCACCAGCACCUAUCGUUGCCAGCAAGCAACCCAGCCCACCCUCUCCACAGCUUGAGGUCCAGAUACAGGUGGCCCAAGCUGCUACUGUGGGUCAGACCCCCCCACAGGCUUCCAAGAAGAAGAAAAAGCAGAAGUUGGAAGCAGCGAAUGAACAGCUGCCAGAACUCAAAGUCAAGCAAGCUCCCACUCCAGCCAAGAAGGAAGCACCUCUUCUGGCUGAAGUUCUCGACAAUGCAGCUCAAAGUUCAACGGGCGGAAAGAAAAAGAAUGCCAAGAAGCAGAAAAUCGAGCAUGUUGAGGUUGACUCAACAGCUUCUGCCAACCACCAGGCAGCCCACAAUAAUGAUCUACCUUCCAAGGGAAGCGGAAAGAAACCGAAGAAUGAGACUGAUAAAGUCUGUUGCAUUACAGAAAACACAGAGGUGAAGCUAAAGGAGCUGCUCUCAGCUCUGUCCACCAUCACACUGUCAGAAGCUGAGGCUGUCAGCUUGAUUGCUGUCCUCCGAGAGAAGAGCCCCAUUGCUGUGGACGCCUGGCACAAAUCUGCUGCAAAAUCAGAUCCGGCUGCUCAGGAACGUGGGCGUCUCCUAACUACUCUUGAAGAGGAGGCCUCCAUUGCCAAGGAUAAAGUCAAACAACUCAGUCAGGAGCUCCAAGCUGAGAAGAAAAAGACAGGCCGAGUGGAGGCUGUAAUGAGAGAGCAGUGUGCAGCAAUGGAGAAAGAAUUGGGCCUCAUGCAGGCCAAAGCACAAGGAAACUACCAGGAGCUCCAAACCAUGCAGAUCAAAUUCCAGCAGCUGAGGGAGCAGUUGGAGAGUCAGAUCUCUCACCUGCAGCAAGAGAACGGCAUUCUGAGAGAUGCAGUCAGUUCAGCUUCCAACCAGAUGGAGAGCAAAAAUUCUGCCGAAAUUAACAAACUCCGCUCUGAGUACGCUGCGCUGAUGAAAGAGUUGGGGGACAACAACGGCAAGCUGCAGCAGGAAGAGCACCAGAGGAAGUCGUUGGAGGUCAACUACAAGCAAAAUGUGUCUCAGCUGGAGGCCCAGCUACAAGAUGCUAAGCGACGCUGGGAAGAAAUGCAAAACUUCCUCCAUAGUGUCAAUACAGAGCGGGAAAAACUUAAGUCCUCUAAACAAGAGCUCCAUAAUCAGCUGAUGGCAGUGGAGAGUGAGAUGAACAACAAAAAUAAGGAGCUUCAGACCCUCCAUAGCAGCCUUACUGAAGCCAUGGUGUCCAAGGAGAGGCUGGAACAAAGAGUGAUAGACCUGCUGGAGGUGUCCCAACAUAGUAUACCUGACGACUCUUUGCAGGCUCGUGCUCAGGACCUCUUGAAUGAAAACAAAAGUUUUCAGGCCCAAAAUGAUUCAUUGCAAGCACAAAAUGAGAACCUGCAGGCCCAGAUCUCUACACAGGCCAGCCAAAUCUCCCAUAUUGAGGAGCUACAGAAGCUAUUGGCUGAAAAGGAGUUGCAGAGGAAGAGCCUGGAGGAUUCUUUGAAUGUUGAAAGGAGCAGUGGAGCCAGCAGAGAAACCAACAUGCAGGCUCUGCACAACGAGAACAUGUCAAUGAAGGCAGAGAUCCAAAAUCUGCGGGCACAGAUUUCUGAUCAGACUGCCUCCAAGCUUGCUUUGGACCAGAUCCAGAGAAGUAUCCAGGAAAAAGAGGAAAACAUGAAAACUGUAGAGAGCCUGCUGGAAAAGGGCCUGAUUGAAGUGGCCAAUAAGGAAGAUGAGCUAAAGACUGUAAGAGUAGAGAAUGAGGCUCUAAAGCAAGAAUUGUUUACUCUUCAGGGAAAGAUGGCAUAUCAGGUAUCAUCAGAAUCAAUUGUGCAAGAACUACAUAGCAAGAUCCAAGAGAGGGAUUUUCAGCUAAAGUCAAUGGAGGACAUUCUGCAGGCAGCACAAGACAGCUUGUCAGCCAAAGCAAGAACUGUCGAGGGUCUAGAACAGCGGCUUGCCACCCUGCAGGCAGAGAUGGAGCAGCUCAGACUGAAGGAGCCCUCGGAAGAACUUACCAGAACGGGUACCCAGCUUCAAGAACUCCAAGCUCAGCUUGCUGUGAAGGACCAGGAGAUCCAACUGAUACAGAUUGAGCUGAGAGACACAAUUGAGAGGGCACAGCAACAGUCUGUAGCUGCAGUGCCUAGCCCAGAUCUUCUUACAGCGUUGUCUGAAAAGGAGAAGCAAGUCUCAGAUCUGCAGUGUGAGCUGUGUGAGCUCAAGGAAUCUCUGGAUCUUCACAGAAAGAAGAACAAUGAGCUCCGGGAGAAAAACUGGAGUGCAAUGGAAGCUCUGUCAGCCACCGAGUCCAUGCUUCAAGGAAAACUCAGCAAAGCUGUCAAGGAGAACCAGGCGACACUGGCAUUGUCUGAGGCGGAAUGUCGCGACUUUCUGCACAGGCUUUUGCCCAAUGUGCCUGUGCCCAAAGAGCAGAAUCAUCAGGAGUGGCUCUGCAGUUUUGAGCGGAAUGUCACUGAAAGUUCAGCUGCACAAUCUCCCCCUGCAUCAGGGGACAUUGAGGAACUAUCUGAAAAGUUGAAAGAGGCAGAGGAAGCCCAAAGGAUUCUACAUGUAGACUGUGAGACGUAUAAGAAGGUUUUGGCAGAGACGGAGGGCAUCCUACAGCGCCUUCAGAAUAGCGUAGAGCAGGAAGAGUCGAGAUGGAAGGUGAUGGUGGAGCUAUCGCAAGUUGAGCUCAGAGAGAUGAGCCAGAAAGUCACAACUCUUGAGCAGGAGAUCAAGCGACUAAAUGAUGCAGCAGAGUUGGAAAAUCUGAGAAGAGAAAAGCAGCACUUGGAGUCUGAGCUGGAAAGGGCGGAGCGGGAGAGUGCCACAUACGUGACUGAGGUCCGAGAGCUCAAAGAUCUAUUGACUGAAUUGCAGACCAGACUUGAUGGCUCUUAUACAGAAGCUAUCAGGCAGAAUGAGGAGCUGAAUUUGCUGAAGACCCAGCUAACCAAGACCUUGUCCAAGCUCGAGGCCGAAGAAAAUGAGAGGCAACAGGUUGCUGGUGAUCUUUAUAAGGCACAGCAAUCUCUGGACCUGAUCCAUGGGGAGCUCUCGAAAGUGACGGACCAUGCUGAUGACAUUAUAGAGAACAGCAGUCUGUCAUCACAAAAAGAAGACAUAGACAGAAAGGAGAAGAUGACUGCAGGACUUAACCAGACAGUCCGUGAAGUGCAGCAGCUGCUACGAAGUGUCAGCCAACAGCUCACCAAGGAAGCGGAGGCUGACAGAGACCUGUCAAAGGUAUAGCGAGCAGAGGAGAGAUGCUCUCGCAGCCAUCCUGACUGCACUGCAAGGACAUCACAACCACCAUCACAGCACACAAUGACGACGUCAAACAACGGAACAGGCUGAGGUUUACUGUUUAUACCAAACACUCCAAACACUCCCACCACAUUCCUCUUCAGCAGCAGCAUUGCAAGUUUUUUUCUGAUCUUAUUAACUGCAUCCAGCAUAAUCUGUUCAAUCUGUGUGGCAACCAUUCUUCAUGUAGUUCAGUGAUAUCCUUCUCGAUACUGCGGUUGUUUACUUGUCACAACAGGGCAGUGAUUAAAAAAAAACUAUCGUUUUUUUUUUUUACUUUAUAUCUUAAAUUAAAGAGUAUGUACUGUUUUAAUGUAUCUGCUGAGUUAUGUCACAUUGAUCUAUUAGCCUCCCCACCACUUCUAAAUACAUAAUGCACCUCUUUUCCAUAAUUUAGUCACUACAAUGUACUGCAAUUCCUAAAGAGAAGGGAGGCUGUCAGGUCAACCGUGUAGACGUUUUAAUUCUACUGUAACAACUUAAAGAAAAUGUGUCCCAUAUCAUCGGUGAUCAACACUUGCUAUAUUGUUGCUGAGUUCAUUAACACUGAAGUUGUUCUUUUUGUAACAGGUGGUGUUAAUAAAAGGGAUGCUUGAUAAAUCUGCC